Messenger RNA from Ananas comosus (pineapple), 1071 nucleotides. Its product is annotated as ABC transporter G family member 1-like. Gene Ontology annotation, cellular component: membrane. NCBI's taxonomy places the organism in Eukaryota, Viridiplantae, Streptophyta, Magnoliopsida, Poales, Bromeliaceae. Gene Ontology annotation, molecular function: ABC-type transporter activity. The record is from RefSeq and is a predicted model, not a curated record. Bases 1 to 1071 code for a protein of 356 amino acids. The transcript has 2 exons.
AUGACUCCCUCGGUGAAUGGAGCAUAUAAUCCAAGAUUGGCCUCUCAUUUCUACAAAGACUUCUCUGUUUGGCUCUACCACGGCGUCACCCGCACGCCACACCGCCGGCCCUCUUGGACGCCAGCUCAAACACCCGGCCGCACUCCUGCCAAGACACCGGUCGCCAACUACUACCAAACCCGGCAUAUCACCACCCCGCCGGUCCCUUACCCUCAGUCCCCUGACACCCCGGUCUUCAACACGCCAACACCGAUUUUUGACCAGCAUGACUACAACGAGAUAGAGCCGCUCGACGACCCGUCCGACGGCGCGCCAAAGUUUGCAAACCCGUGGCUGCGUGAGGUGGCGGUGCUGUCAUGGCGCACGGCGCUGAACGUGAUGCGCACGCCGGAGCUGUUCCUGUCCCGCGAGAUCGUGCUGACUGUCAUGGGGGUAAUCCUCUCCACUCUCUUCCACCGCCUUGGCAAUGAUGACUUCACCACAAUCAACCGCCUUCUCAACUUCUACAUCUUCUCUGUCUGCCUUGUCUUCUUCUCUUCCAACGACGCGGUACCAACAUUCAUCCAAGAACGCUUCAUCUUCAUCCGUGAGACAUCACACAAUGCGUACCGUGCGUCCUCCUACGUCGUCUCCUCGCUCCUCGUCUACCUUCCGUUCUUCGCGGUCCAGGGCUUCACAUUUGCAAUCAUAACCAACCUCAUGCUUCACCUGAAAAGCAGGGUGCUCUACUUCUGGAUCAUACUCUACGCCUCACUGAUCACCACCAAUGGCUACGUGAUGCUUGUGAGCGCGCUGGUGCCAAGUUACAUCACGGGCUAUGCUGUCGUGAUUGCCACCACCGCGCUCUUCUUCCUGACGUGUGGCUUCUUCCUGAAGCGGUCGCAGAUCCCCAAGUACUGGCAGUGGCUGCACUACUUGUCAGCAAUCAAGUACCCGUUCGAGGCGCUGCUCACAAACGAGUUCAAGGGCGGACGCUGCUACUUCGGCAGCUUCAGCGACCUCUCGCCAGGGCCGCUAGGAGAUCUUAAGAUUAGCGAUCUUCACCAGCAGCUCAACUCAACAUGCCCGUAG